Molecule: messenger RNA, 329 nt
Organism: Candidula unifasciata
Lineage: Eukaryota; Metazoa; Mollusca; Gastropoda; Stylommatophora; Geomitridae
Source: the annotation of a GenBank genome assembly
GAUUAUUUAAAGUCUUUUCGACUCACUGGUUUGCUGAACAGGCUGGGAGGGCUUGAUGCUACAACAGACUGGAACUGGUAUGAUGAACUGUCGCCAGGUGAAAUGCAACGGCUGUCAUUCGUACGCCUGUUCUUUCACCAUCCUCCAUAUGCUAUUUUGGAUGAGGCUACAAGCCAAGUCAGUGAGGAGAUGGAGCAGCUGUUGUACAAGACAUGUUUUGAGUUGAAAAUCACAGUCAUGAGUGUUGGUCACAGGUCUACAAUUAGGCCAUAUCAUGACAUGGAGCUGAAACUAGGCAUCGAUGGAGCCUGGUCUCUGAAUCCUAUAUU